Messenger RNA from Amphiprion ocellaris (clown anemonefish), 1622 nucleotides. Its product is annotated as insulin-like growth factor-binding protein 5. Gene Ontology annotation, molecular function: insulin-like growth factor II binding; insulin-like growth factor I binding; fibronectin binding. Gene Ontology annotation, cellular component: extracellular region. The record is from RefSeq and is a predicted model, not a curated record. Gene Ontology annotation, biological process: regulation of insulin-like growth factor receptor signaling pathway. Bases 217 to 780 code for a protein of 187 amino acids. The transcript has 4 exons. Lineage: Eukaryota; Metazoa; Chordata; Actinopteri; Pomacentridae.
UGUCAGCGUCAUUAUCAACUUGACUUGGCUUGAGGGAAUUUUACCCACCUUUGGAUAGAGAGAGAGAUAGAGAAUCUUGUCUAGGGAGCUACAUUUUAAAAAUGCAACAGUGCAGGACAGAGCUAGAAUAGGAAAUCUAUAAUAGAAAACACUGAACAAGCCUGUGUUAAGAGACUGGACUGGACCCAUUUGUUAGUGGAGACGUUUCUGUCUAAGAUGUUUCUGUAUUUAAACAUCCUGGUCCUGCUCCUCCUGCAGACGGCUCUGUCAGGCCCACUGACCACACCAACCAGAGGAUGUCCCACCUGUAAAGGAAAGCACUCACAGACUCAGCCGACAGUAGAUGUAAAUGCCACCAGUCUGGCUGUUGGAGAACCGUGUGGUGUCUACACUCUGAGCUGUGCCUCUGGUCUGCGGUGUGCACCUGCAGAAGAUGAGCCGAGGCCCCUCCGUGCUCUGCUGGAAGGAAGAGGAGUCUGCAGCAACGCCAGCAGCGUCAGCCCGACUGAACAGGUCACCACUGUGGACUCAGCUCCUACUGAGGAUCCAAAUGAGGCUCCAUGCCGUAAGCUACUAACUACCCUCAUCAGAGGUCUUGAUGCCCAUUUAUUUAAGUCACAUCAUGAUAUCUACAUGCCCAACUGUGACAAGCGUGGGUUCUUCAGAAAGAAGCAGUGUUGGUCGUCUCGGGGUAAGCAGCGUGGAAAGUGUUGGUGUGUGGACGAGAACGGCAUGCUGGUCUCCUUAAACACCAAACAAAAGGGCAGUCUGAAUUGUUGAAAUGCAUGAAGGAGGGUGAAGCUUCAGUACCAGUUAGGAUAAAGAUGAAGGAGCACCAAACAGAGUGUAAAGGAACUGAACACAGCAUCUCAUAUGUCCAUUCUCCAUCAGCUGAAUGCAGCUCUCCACCACUGGGAAGCUGCUUCCCAAACAGGUUAAACUUUGUCUCCUUGCGCCCUCUACUGAACGUAUGCAAACAUAGUUAUAUUAUUUAACAUGUAUACUAACAUGAAAUUAUCCAGCUACAUUUUAGCAAGAAAGUCAGUUAGGUCAGUCUGUAGUAACCUUUGUUUUCUGUUACGCAACAAUUUAUCUCUGCUUUAAUUUGUAGAAACUGCACUUCAACAGUUUGGGCUCCAAAUGUCCAAGUUGUUCACCUUUUCCUGUGUCACCAACCAUGUUUCUGGAGUAAACUGAAUUGGAAGCAUGAUCGCUUUCAGUUUAGGUUUGCUUAUUUGUUUUUGAAUGUUUUCACUGUUUAGUAUUUAUAUAUUUUACAUAUUCUUUUUGUUUUGUUUUUUACUUUGAAGCCACUGUAACUUUACUGUAUUUGCUGUAUACAAUCUCUACAUGUAAUCCUAUUUAUGCUACUUAAAAUAUUAUAUUCUAUUUAUGUUAAUAUUAAUAGUACCAUCAGUGAUUACCAACAAGAGCAGACAGCAGUGUUUUUUUUUUUUUUAGGCAUUUUGAGAGUUUGAAAUGUUUAUGGUUUUAAAGAAUUUGGGGGCAUUAUUACUUUUCAAGACUGAUGCUUAUGUACAGUAUUACAAAAGUGUCCACGUGGGACUUAUUUUUUUGUGGAUUGUAUGGGUUGUUUUAAUAAUAAAAUGAAUUAUGAAAAA